Molecule: messenger RNA, 1551 nt
Organism: Coccinella septempunctata (seven-spotted ladybird)
Lineage: Eukaryota; Metazoa; Arthropoda; Insecta; Coleoptera; Coccinellidae
Exons: 2
Coding region: 1-1551 (516 amino acids)
Source: RefSeq, a predicted model, not a curated record
AUGUCUGCCAAGGGUGUUGGGCAUGUGUUUGGCAAUGAGGAACAUGUUUCUGUCUACGACGUGGUGGCUUAUGGUUUUGAUGAUACGGGGGGUGAUAGCAGGGUGAUAUGGCAGGGAGAUACACAAGCCCACUCUGGCACACAUGAUAAGGAUAACAACAGUUACUACAUCAGAGACUCAUUCCAUUUCGCAAGCAUUAUUCAGAAUUUUACUAUCCCUGAAGACCACAUUAUGGUGAGUCUUGAUAUCGUAUCCCUCUUCUCUAACAUCACAUUGGAGGCUGUAAUCGAUAGCGUCAACCUUCAUUGGGAUUCAAUUGGGGAACAUUGCCCAUUACAGAGAGGGGAUUUCCUUGAGUGCGUCAGGUUAGUCUUCAACACUACUUACUGCCAGUUCCAAGAAAAAUUUUUCAAACAAACAAAGGGAACACCUAUGGGUACUGACUCUUCUUCCAUUUUCGCGGAGAUGGUGGUGGACGACAUCCUUGAUAGGGCUUUUUCGCUGCUUUGCUACACCCCUUUAAUGACGAAGAAAUACGUAGAUGAUCUAUUUUGUAUUUUACGGGCCGACCAACUCAGUGACAUUAUUCGUGUAUUGAACGACCAAAACAUUCACAUAAAUUUUACUCAUGAGGUUGAGACCAAUUCCACCCUUCCAUACUUGGAUUUACAGUUGAUACGCAAUGACGACAACACGAUUUCCACUGAUUGGUAUCAGAAGCCAACUGCCUCUGGGCGAUACCUCAACUACAAAUCAUCCCAUGAACACAAACAGAAGAUCAACCUCAUUCUGGGAAUGAAAGGCCGGUUAGAAAAGUUAGUCUCCCCCCGACAUUUGCAGAACAGCCUCCACAGACUGGCCGACCUACUCAACAGCAAUUCUUACCCAAGGAGACUAAUCAAUAAAAUCCUUUUCAAUACUCCAGGAUACACCACCGAACCCCAUGCCGAGAUCUCACCCCAUACCCCCCAGGAUGUCGACCAAACGACACCUGUUGUCCCCAGGUUUUUCUCCCUGCCAUAUCACCCUGCUAUCACCCCCCGUAUCAUCAAAACCAUAAGCCACCACGUCGUAGACAGAAACAUGUUCCUCAUUGCCAAACACAUGCCCAACACCCUUGGCAGACAUGUUUUCUCAAGGAUGAAGGAUAUAACACCCAUCGAGAAAAGGGCUGGAAUAGUCUAUGCUAUAAGCUGCACAGACUGUGAUAAGACAUACAUCGGCCAAACGGGGAGAAAUCUCAAGACGCGAUUAAGGGAGCACGUCAGGGACUGUGCGAUGGCUAAGCAGACUACAGGCCUAUCCAAACACUGUUAUGAGAUGAACCACACGAUGAACUUCGGUGAUGCCAAGAUAUUGAAGUCUGAAUCUAAUAGACACAAACGAGAAUUCCUGGAAGCUGUCGAGAUAAUGAGCCGAGACAACAACCUCAACAUUAACACCGACUUUAACGGCAUUAACUCCAUCUACUGCAACAUCGUUAAUCUGAUUAAUAAGCCGCCCACCUUUUCUUCUCCCUACACAGAACACCCACUGCCCCAUGACUCGUGA